UGCUCCUGGCUCCAGAUGGGACUGACUUUGACAACCCAGUGCACCGGUCUCGGAAAUGGCAGCGGCGGUUCUUCAUCCUCUACGAGCACGGCCUGCUGCGCUACGCCCUGGACGAGAUGCCUACGACGCUCCCGCAGGGUACCAUCAACAUGAACCAGUGCACAGACGUGGUGGACGGGGAGGGCCGCACGGGUCAGAAGUUCUCCCUGUGCAUCCUGACCCCCGAGAAGGAGCACUUCAUCAGGGCGGAGACCAAGGAGAUCAUCGGCGGGUGGCUGGAGAUGCUCACGGUCUACCCCAGGACCAACAAGCAGAACCAGAAGAAGAAACGGAAAGUGGAGCCUCCCACGCCGCAGCAGCAGCAGCAGCAGCAUCCCCAGCGCCGAGAAAGUCCCCACCACCAAGUCCACACUCUGGCAGGAAGAGAUGAGGGCCAAGGACCAGCCAGACGGGGGCAGCCCGAGUCCAGCUCAGAGCCCCAGCCAGAGCCAGCCCCCUGUCGCCAGCUCCCUGAGAGAGCCUGGGCUGGAGAGCACGGAAGAGGAGAGCGCCGUGAGUGGCGAGCGCAUGGACUGUGGCCGCAAAGUGCGGGUAGAGAGCGGCUACUUCUCCCUGGAGAAGACCAAGCAGGACCUGAAGGCCGAGGAGCAGCAGCUGCCCCCGCCGCUCUCCCCUCCCAGCCCCAGCACCCCCAACAACAGGUACAGUUGUCCCGACUCGCCCUUCCAGGAGCUGGGCCGACCCCUUCACUCCCCAGGUGCUCGAACCCCCAGCCGAACGGUCUGCAGCAUCUCCCUUGGCACCCUGGACGUGGCUGGCCGGCCCCCUGCCCACACGGACUCUGGCAGCGCUGGGGGGCGGGGGACAGACGGACUGGGGAGCGCCUUUGCCUUUAAAGCCAGCAGGCAGUAUGCCGCCCUGGCCGACGUCCCCAAGGCCAUCAGGAUCAGCCACCGAGAAGCCUUCCAGGUGGAGAGAAGGCGGCUGGAGCAUAGGACCCGGGCUCGCAGCCCUGGCAGGGAGGAGGUGGCCCGGCUGUUUGGCAACGAGCGGAGGAGGUCCCAGGUCAUUGAGAAAUUCGAGGCCUUAGACAUUGAGAAGGCAGAGCACAUGGAGACCAAUGGGUCAGCCGGGCCCUCGCCAUCGAGCGACACCCGCCAGGGCCGCAGUGAGAAGAGGGCGUUCCCCAGGAAGCGGGACUUCACCAGCGAAGCCCCCGCCUCUCCCCUCCCGGACCCUGCGGCCUCCCCCCUGUCUCCACACCGAAGAGCCAAGUCACUGGACAGGAGGUCCACGGACUCCUCCAUGACGCCCGACCUGCUGAAUUUCAAGAAAGGCUGGCUGACGAAGCAGUACGAGGACGGCCAGUGGAAGAAACAUUGGUUUGUCCUGGCCGACCAGAGCCUGAGAUACUACAGGGACUCGGUGGCUGAGGAGGCAGCCGACUUGGACGGAGAGAUCAACCUCGCUACGUGUUAUGAUGUCACCGAGUAUCCGGUCCAGCGGAACUAUGGCUUCCAGAUCCAUACAAAGGAGGGCGAGUUCACUCUGUCAGCCAUGACGUCCGGAAUCCGGCGGAAUUGGAUCCAGACCAUCAUGAAGCACGUGCACCCGAGCACUGCCCCGGAUGUGACCAGCUCGUUGCCAGAAGAGAAGAACAAGAGCAGCUCCUCCCUCGAGAGCUGCUCCAGGCAAAGUGAGAAGGCCGACGUGGAAGCGGGCGAGCCAGACCCGGAGCAGAAGAGGAGCCGCGCCCGGGAGCGGCGGGAGCGGCGCAAGCGCUUCGGGAUUCUGGACGCCGGGGACGGGCCGGGUGCCGACGACGCCGCCCUGCGCAUGGAGGUUGACCGCAGCCCCGGGCUGCCCGCACCCUCCGAACUCAAGGUGCAGAACGUCCACGUGGAGAUCGAACAGCGCUGGCACCAGGUGGAGACCACCCCUCUCCGGGAGGAAAAGCAGGUGCCCAUCGCCCCCCUGCAUCUGUCCUCCGAGGACGGCAGUGACCGGCUCUCCACGCACGAGCUCACCUCUCUGCUAGAGAAGGAGCUGGAGCAGAGUCAGAAGGAGGCCUCGGACCUUCUGGAGCAGAACCGGCUCCUGCAGGACCAGCUACGGGUGGCCCUGGGCCGGGAGCAGAGCGCCCGGGAGGGCUAUGUACUGCAGACUGAAGUGGCCACCUCCCCAUCGGGUGCCUGGCAGAGGCUCCAUAGAGUCAACCAAGAUCUCCAAAGUGAGCUCGAAGCCCGGUGCCAGCGCCAGGAGCUAAUCACGCACCAGGUCCAGGCCCUGAAGCGCAGCUACGGGGAGGCCAAGGAUGCCAUCCGGCACCACGAGGCCGAGAUCCGCAGCCUCCAGGCGAGGCUCAGCAAUGCCACUGCGGAGCUGGUCAUCAAGGAGCAGGCGCUGGCCAAGCUCAAGGGCGACCUGAAGCUGGAGCAGGGCAGGGUGCGCGAGCAGCUGGAGGAGCGACAGCACAGUGAGGCCGUGCUGGGCGGCCAGCUCAGAGCCAGCGAGCAGAAGCUCAAGAGCGCAGAGGCCCUGCUGCUGGAGAAGACACAGGCACUGCGGGACCUGGAGACGCAGCAGGCGCUGCAGCGGGACCGGCAGAAGGAGGUGCAGAGGCUGCAGGAGCGUAUCGCUGACCUCAGCCAGCAGCUCCGCGCCAGCGAGCAGGCCCAGCGGCUGAUGGAGGAGAAGCUGCAGAGGAACUACGAGCUGCUGCUGGAGAGCUGUGAGCACGAGAAGCAGGCACUGCUGCAGAACCUGAAGGAGCUGGAGGACAAGGCCAGUGCCUACGAGGACCAGCUGCAGGGCCAUGCGCAGCAGGUGGAGCUUCUGCAGAAGGAGAAGCUGAGCGCCACGUUCGAGGGCAGCGAGCAGGUGCACCGGCUGGAGGAGCAGCUGCAGGCCAGAGAGGCCAGCCUGCGCCAGCUGGCCGAGCACAUGCAGAGCCUCAGCGACGAGCGCGACCUCCUCGGGCAGCGGUUCCAGGAGCUGAUGGAGCGCGUGGCCACGUCCGACGGGGACCUGGCCGAGCUCCGGGAGAAGCUGCAGGGGCGGGAGGCCGACUACCAGAGCCUGGAGCACUCCUACCGCAGGACGUCCAGCCAGCUCCAGGGGAUGCACGCCCUGCUGAGGGAGAAGGAGGAGGAGCUGGAGCGCAUCAAGGAGGUGCACGCCAGAGCGCUGGAGAAGAAGGACCAGGCCCUCAACGAGGCUUUGGUUAAAAUGGUGGCCUUGGGGAGCAGCUUAGAGGAGACAGAAAUGAAGCUCCAGGCAAAGGAGGAGAUCUUACGGAAACUAGCCAGCGAGUCGAAGGAGGCAGAGGAGCCGCAGAGUGCCCUAGCAGAAGCGGAAGAGGACAGCGUUCUGCUCUCGGGCCAGCAGCUCCACACCACAGGGGUGCCCCUGGGCUUUCCACACUCGGAGCUCGAGGACGAGGACCCAGGGGCUGCUCUGGGGGAGGAAUGUGCUAAUGGUGCCCCUGCUCAAGAAGAGGGUGGGCCACCCCCGAAGUUGAUCGAAGUGUCUGGUAGGGAGGGGCAGCCUCCGGGCACAGCGAGACCUGACCAGGGAGUGCCAGGUGGUAAGCGCCAGCGGAUCCGGUUCUCUACCAUCCAGUGUCAAAGGUACAUCCAGCCCGAAGGCUCCGAGAGGGCCUGGACCAGCAGCACAUCUUCCGACACUAGCCAGGAUCGGUCGCCCUCCGAGGAAAGCAUGUCUUCAGAGGCUGCCCCCAGCACACUGCCUGCAUCUGGUGACUCAGAGACAUACCUGUCCAUCAUCCACUCCCUGGAGACCAAGCUCUACAUCACGGAAGAGAAGCUCAAAGACGUGACCGUGAAGCUGGAGAGCCAGCAGGGCCAGAGCCGCGAGGCCCUGCUGGCCCUGCACCAGCAAUGGGCCGGCACCGAGGCGCAGCUCCGCGAGCAGCUCCACACCAGCCUGCAGCAGGUGGGUGCCCUGGCCUCUCAGCUGGAGCAGGAGCGGCAGGACAGGGCCAAGAGAGCUGAGGACCAUGUCGGGGAGCUCGGGGGCUUCCAGCUGAGGAACAGCCAGGCCCUCACCUGCUUGGAGAACUGCCGUGAGCAGCUGAGGGCUCUGCCUGGGGUCAGCCAGGAGCACGAACUGGACGCAUGUGCAGCCUCCCUGGCCAGCGUGGAGCGUGUGCUCGGCAGUGCCAUCCAGGCCCUCCGGCAUGGGCCGACCCCCGCUGACGAGGAGGCCCAGGCUCAGAUGGAGGAGGGCGGCUCCGUGGAGGACGAGCAGGAGGCCUUGCCGCAGCGGCCCCGCCAGUCGGAGCUCAGCGAGCAGGAGCAGGUGCAACUUCUCUCUGAUCAGAUCGCCCUGGAGGCCACGCUCAUCAGCCAAGUGGCCGAUGCUCUGAAGAACACGACGUCGGACAUCUCUCUUGUCCUCCACGAGCUCGCUCAGGCAGGAGAGUUGCCGCCGGAGCCUGCAAGUGCUGCCGCUGCUGCCAGGGCUGCAGCUGACGCCUGGGCCAAGAGGGUGCUGCUGGAUGGCGCGUUCUGGAGCCAGGUCGAGGCCCUGAGCAAGCACCUGGGGGCAGCCGGAGGAGAGGCAGCCGGGACAGCCCAUGGCAGCGGGCAGCCGAGCGUCCCCCAGGGCCUGGCCGACGCCACCUGGGUCAGGGCAGAACUCAGCUGGGCUGUCCAGGCACUGAGGGAGUCAUUCCACCGGCGGUUGCACAGCAUCCAGGAGACCCUGCAGGGGACACAGACGGCCUUACAGCAGCACAAGUGCAUGCUGGGGCAGAUCCUGGGCGCCUACCAGACCCCCGACUUCGAGAGGGUGAUGCAGCAGGUCUCAGAAGCCCUGAGCCUUCCAGCAGGUGGGGGGGGCAGCGGACAGAUGUCCUGUGACCUGAACCCAUUAGGAGACGUGCUGAGCCAGGGCGCGUGGGGCACCCGCGAGUCCUGCCACCUGUCAGACCAGAGCCCCGGGGCCCUGGUUGCCCUUCAGGAGGAGCUGGCACAGCAGCUUAAGGAGAAGGCCCACGUUCUAGAGGAGAUCGCGGCCACACUGCCAUCCCUGCCGCCUGCGGGAGCUCUGCGAGACUGUGGGGAGCUCCUGCGGGCGUCCCGGGGUCUGUCGUACAGUGCUUGUCUGGGAGGUCUUGGCCAGUACUCCUCACUGCUGGUCCAGGACGCCAUCCUGCAGGCGCAGGUGUGCUAUGCAGCCUGCAAGAUUCGGCUGGAGUAUGAGAAGGAGCUCAGGUUCUACAGAGAUGGCCGGGGGCCCUCCUGUGGGGAGCAGGCACAGGCGGUGGGGGCGCUGCAGGGGGAGUACGAGGAGCUUCUCCACAAGCAGAAGAGCGAAUACCUGGAAGUCAUUGCCAUCAUAGAGAGGGAGAACGCAGAGCUCAAGGCCAAGGUCGCCCAGCUGGGCCACCAGCAGAGGCCAGACACAGGAGACGCUCAGGGCCAGAGCCCGUGCGCCCUGCAGGGGAGGUGGGUAGAGCCGCAGAGCGGGACUGAUAGCAGCUGUCCUGCCCCAAACCAGCCAGACGCCCAGGCCCGAGAAGGGCAGGUCCUGGAGUGGGGCCGCGCGGAGCAGAUGCAGGCCCUGGAGGACACGUUCCAGCUCAAGGUCAGGGAGCUGCAGAGCGUCCACCGGGAGGAGCUGCGGGCGCUGCAGGAGCACUACUCGCACAACCUGCACCGCCUGCAGGAUGCGCUCAGCCGCUGCCAGAGGCCGCACCCCGAGGCCCUGCCUUGGCAGGCCCUGCAGCCUGGGGAUGCCAUGGGGGAGGCCGAUGCCAUGACGGGGCUGCGGGAGCGCAUCCAGGAGCUGGAGGCCCAGAUGGACGUCAUGCGCGAGGAGCUGGGGCACAAGGACCUGGAGGGCGACACGGCCACACUGCGCGAGAAGUACCGGAGGGACUUUGAGAGCCUCAAGGCCACCUGCGAGCGAGGGUUUGCAGCGAUGGAGGAGACGCACCAGAAGAAGAUCGAAGACCUGCAGAGGCAGCACCAGCGGGAGCUGGAGAAGCUCCGGGAGGAGAAGGACCGGCUCCUGGCUGAGGAGACCGCGGCCACCAUCUCAGCCAUCGAAGCCAUGAAGAACGCCCACCGAGAGGAGAUGGAGCGUGAGCUGGAGAAGAGCCAGCGGUCCCAGAUCAGCAGCGUCAACUCGGACGUCGAGGCUCUGAGGCGGCAGUACCUGGAGGAGCUGCAGUCGGUGCAGCGGGAGCUGGAGGUGCUGUCGGAGCAGUACUCGCAGAAGUGCCUGGAGAACGCCCACCUGGCCCGGCUGAAGGCCGAGCGGCAGGCCCUGCGGCAGUGCCAGCGUGAGAACCAAGAGCUCAACGCCCACAAUCAGGAGCUGAACAACCGCCUGGCUGCAGAGAUCACACGGUUACGGACACUGCUGACCGGGGAUGGCCACGGGGAGGCCGCCGUGUCACCCCUCACACAGGGCAAGGACGCCUAUGAGCUAGAGGUCUUGUUGCGGGUCAAGGAGUCGGAGAUUCAAUAUCUGAAGCAGGAGAUCAGCUCUCUGAAGGACGAGCUGCAGACGGCAUUGCGGGACAAGAAGUAUGCCAGUGACAAGUACAAAGACAUCUACACGGAGCUGAGCAUCGCCAAGGCCAAGGCCGACUGCGACAUCAGCAGGUUGAAGGAGCAGCUGAAGGCGGCCACGGAGGCGCUGGGGGAGAAGCCCCCCGAGAACACCGCCGUGUCUGGAUAUGAUAUCAUGAAGUCUAAGAGCAACCCUGACUUCCUGAAGAAGGACAGGCCCUGUGUCCCCCGGCAGCUCAGGAACAUCAGGUCCAAGAGUCUGAAGGAAGGCCUGACGGUGCAGGAACGGCUGAGGCUCUUUGAACCCAGGGACUCGAAGACCGACUAGCCGUGUCCGUCCAGUCCAGCGCACCCCUCCCGGCUUGCGGCCCCACGACCCCGGCGCUGCUUCGUGUCUGUACCUUUGUCUCAUUGUUCUCGUUGCGAGGUUGUGACUGUCAUCGCUAACUGUGGGUGUGCGGCAGGGGGGGCUGGUGCCCGCUGGGCCCAGCUGCCCUGCGGGUCGGUGCUGACGCCCCCACCAAGCCUCGUCUCCAUGGUAUUGUAACCACGCGGCGGCGGGGCUGCGUGGUGGUGGCCCCCUCCCUUGCUGUCACCCAGCGCACGCACUAUCAGUAUUAAGGCUCCGCGGCCUGACGAUAAGCUAGCCCUGUCUCAGCCAGUGCUGGUGCGCAGGCAGGGCCCCGAGGCUCGGCUCCAGCUCCGCCGCGCCACGUGGUAGGUGGGUCCCUGUGGGUCGGAGAGAAUGCCAUCUGGUCAUCUGGUCUGGCCCGGACCCCCGUGCUGCCAGCUCGCCCGCGGGCCGCAGAGGAGGAGGCGCCAGGCUGCGAGUGACCUGGCCGUCCUGCCUUGUCCCACUAACGCAGCUUAGAACCACACCCAGAUCACCGUGGCCGCCCUUCACACCUGGACAAUGUCGAAAGCAACCAUUCCUAUUUUUGUUUGUUUUUUAUUAAAUCUUGCACAAAAGC
This is a messenger RNA of Tupaia belangeri chinensis (Chinese tree shrew), 7513 nucleotides long. RefSeq names its product myosin phosphatase Rho interacting protein (gene MPRIP). The record is from RefSeq and is a predicted model, not a curated record. NCBI's taxonomy places the organism in Eukaryota, Metazoa, Chordata, Mammalia, Scandentia, Tupaiidae. Gene Ontology annotation, molecular function: actin filament binding. Gene Ontology annotation, cellular component: actin cytoskeleton.